UGCGUGCGUGCGUGCGUGUCAAUUUCAGUGAGUGUGAAUAAAGAGACGGACACAAAGAAGAAUUGACGAGUAGAAGAGGAAGGAAAACGGAGGUAGCAAUAAGUAGAAGACCUUUGAAGUUGAUUAGUGCACGAAUCCGCUAGAUUCGAGAUUUCUACAAAUUUCUAAAACGAACAAAGGAAAUAAUUUGCUGGUAAUUGCGUGAGGUCAAACAGUAAACUGAAGUUCAGCAACAAGGCAAUCGGUGUUUUUUUCCUCAGUUGAAACUUCAAUUUAUUGUAUGAGUCAAAAAAUUGAAAGACCAGUACUAUCAGGUCAGCGCAUCAAGACCAGAAAAAGAGAUGAAAGAGAGAAAUAUGACCCAACGGGAUUCCGUGAUGCGGUCAUUGCUGGUCUCGAAAAAACUGAAGGUGACUUGGAACAAAUCUCUAAAUAUCUAGACAGCGCUGGUAACAAACUUGAUUAUCGUCGCUACGGCGAAGUACUAUUUGAUAUAUUAAUUGCCGGUGGUCUCUUAGUUCCGGGAGGAUCAAUCUCUCAGGAUGGCGAGAAGCCCCGCACAAGUUAUUGCAUAUUCGAAGCAAACGAAGACAUCGAGACGAUGCGUAACCAUGAGCAGGUAUUCCUCAAGCUCAUGCGCCGAUAUAAGUACUUGGAGAAGAUGUUCGAAGAGGAAAUGAAGAAGGUGUUAGUCUUCAUUAAAGGUUUUACACCAAGUGAACGUACCAAACUUGCGCGUAUGACAACGCUCUGGAUAAUUAAUAAUUCUGUGCCCCCGAGUGUGCUGUUGGUAUUGAACAACGAGCAUUUGAUUAAAGAUGGUAUUGCUCUCGACUUCCUUAUCGAGGUAUUUGUCGCUUUCAAAAUAGAAAAGGGCAUGGCGUAUCUGAUUCAAGCUCUUAAAAAGGGUGGACUCGAAAGCAAACUAAUGGACUUUUUCCCACCAAACAAACGUACUGAAGAAUAUUUGAAACAAGUUUUUCUUGAAAAAGAUUUAACUGAAAUCAUAAAAUUACACAAAGCGCAGGCGAGUCAAGAGGCCAAGCGUGAACUGCAGCAAACGCUAAUCGAUGAUAUACAUGACGAGAAGCCACACACAGAAAUCACAGCCGAUAUUAAAGAAUUUGCACAGCGCAAUAACAUUCCCGAUCAUGAGAUUAUAAUCAUUAUUUGGUCGACUAUAAUGUCACUCGGUGAAUGGAACAAGAAGGAAGAGUUGGUCACCGAUCAGGCAGUGCGCCAUCUCAAAGCCUAUUGUCCAUUGUUGCAGGCUUUUGCCUCCACCGAACGCUCUGAGUUGGCUUUGAUACUGAAGGUACAGGAAUUCUGUUAUGAAAACAUGAAUUUCAUGAAAGCCUUCCAGAAAAUCAUAUUACUAUUCUACAAAACUGAAGUAUUAUCAGAGGAGAGCAUACUCCGAUGGUACAAAGAUGCUCACUCCAGCAAAGGUAAAAUGCAUUUCCUCGAACAAAUGCGCAAGUUUGUUGAAUGGCUGCAAUCAGCUGAAGAAGAAUCUGAGUCCGAAGAUGAACAAAAGGCACAAAGUAAUGGCGAAUAACAUAAUGAUGCUGGCAUUUUAGAUUGGCUAGGGGCGUAGAAGACCAACAAAAUCUAUAACGUUGCAUGGAUAUUGUUUAUCCUCCUUAGUUUAAUACUAGUUAAGAUGAAGAUGAAAAGUAAAAAAUCAACGUAACGCGACGCAACCGCAACCACAUCCACCAAUUCUCCAACUACUAUAGAACAACUACAUACGUACGUUAGCGACGAUGACAUUAUAACUGGCAGAUAACUAAAUGAAUUCAUUAUAUAUAUAUAUAUAUAUUCUACACAUCUAACAUCAAAUAUAUAUAUACAUACGUACAUAAAAUAUAAUAAAAAAUCGAUCAUU
This is a messenger RNA of Zeugodacus cucurbitae (melon fly), 1888 nucleotides long. It is a transcript of the gene kra, whose product is annotated as protein krasavietz. Bases 281 to 1558 code for a protein of 425 amino acids. The record is from RefSeq and is a predicted model, not a curated record. Gene Ontology annotation, cellular component: cytoplasm; membrane. The transcript has 10 exons. NCBI's taxonomy places the organism in Eukaryota, Metazoa, Arthropoda, Insecta, Diptera, Tephritidae. Gene Ontology annotation, molecular function: protein binding.